Molecule: messenger RNA, 1758 nt
Organism: Phanerochaete carnosa HHB-10118-sp
Lineage: Eukaryota; Fungi; Basidiomycota; Agaricomycetes; Polyporales; Phanerochaetaceae
Exons: 10
Coding region: 31-1611 (526 amino acids)
Molecular function (GO): monooxygenase activity; FAD binding
Source: RefSeq, a predicted model, not a curated record
GAGAGAUGAUCUUGCGAAGUUGCAAACACGAUGCUACCAACCAUCGGGCGCGUAGGCGCGCGCGAGAUAUUGCGGGUAUCUGAUUUAACGUUCAACAGCCCUCCAGUGUACCUCCCCUGGCGUGCGAGGCUGCUCCUGAUACCCUCAACCACGCCCCGCCCCAGCCUCUUGAUCUCCUCUCAAUCACUAGUCACGUCUAUUCCAAGCGAGUCGAGCACUAUGAAGAGAACCACUUUUCCGAUCAACUUCACUAUUGUCGGUGGCGGACUCUCCGGUCUCGCGUGUGCUAUAGCUCUCAGACGCACUGGGUACGAGGUCAUCGUUUUAGAGCGAGACAAGCGGAUCCCUCUGGGUGGUCCUUAUGGUGGCUGCAGACUCACGCCCAAUACAACGAAGGUCCUUCAACAGUGGGGACUCUUGGACGAGAUAUACAAGCGGAGCAGCCCUAUUCUGAACACUGUCAAAUUUUACAAGUGUGGCGAUAACGAGUUCCUGGGACAGCAUGUGUAUACCGACGAGAUGCUGAAGGAAUGUGGUGGCGGUUUCUGGACCUUCCUCAGCCACACGGACCUUCGUGGUAUCCUCUACAAUGCCGCCGUGGAGGCUGGUGCUGAAGUUCGCACUGGCUGCCUCGUCUCCUCCGUAGACCCCGCUUCACAAAAAAUCACCCUUGCCAGUGGAGAGACGCUGACGGGGGGCGUGAUAGUAGGAGCGGAUGGUUCUACUGGUAUUGUGCGAAAGGCGAUUGCAGGUCGCGAACUGAAGCGCUCUCCGGAUGGUUAUACACUCUUCCACACAACCCUGAAGGCGGAACACAUACCGGAAGUGCCCGAAAUUAUGGGAGGAAACGCCGAUGACAACGCUGUCUUCGUCAGAUAUGCGGACGGCUUUUGUGUGUACUCAUACCCGGUUAACCCCGUAGGCGAUCUCGCGAUUCACAUAUAUGCGCCCGACGAUGGCGAGGAUGGCGACUGGAACGAGCAGCCCACCAUUGAUGUUUCCGGCCUAAUUAGCGAACAAGUACCAUGGCGAGUUCAAAUGCUGGCUAAGCUCGCAUCGUUAGUUCCACCAGCGAUCCGCGUUCGCAACUUCGCCCACGAAGAUAUGGACGAUUGGGUGCAUGGAGCCAGCGGACGUGUCGUCGUCGUUGGUGACGCGGCUCACCCCUUCCCGGAGGGUGGUCUGCAGACGAUUGGCAUGCUCAUGGAGGAUGCGGCUGUUUUGGGCAAGAUCUUCUCGUACCUCAAGGAAGAGAAUCAAAUCGCCAACACUCUGUGGGGCUUCCAGGAUAUCCGCCAAACGCACUGCCGCGCAGUGCGGGAGCGCGAAGCCCGCCGGGCACGGUUCUUCACGCUUAAGAGUGGCCCUGAGCAGGAGGCUCGUGAUGCUGCUUUGCGCGACAUGAAGGCGGGGCAGUGGUACGGCGCGGACCUGGUCUUGUACUCCCUUGAAGAACCCCGCGUGCUCUUCGCGUACGACGCGGACGAAGCCGGUGCAGAGUGGUGGCAGACGUGGGGUGUCCUGAACGAGCGUGCGCGCCAUGUGAAAUCCGACAUGGACAAACCAGUGAAAGUUGGUGUCGAGGUCGAGGUCGAGGCGGCCAUCAGUUGAAGCGGCCGAUGACUAGGACGAUGAAGAGUGUGGAUUUAGGGAUAUAUACGUUCUUAAACACGUUGGCUAACUUGUCACAGAUAUAUCUGCAUCACAUCUCGUCGCUAUGCGAGAAAUAUACCAGAACAUUACAUAUACUGUUAUAAG